Molecule: messenger RNA, 540 nt
Organism: Paramecium pentaurelia
Lineage: Eukaryota; Ciliophora; Oligohymenophorea; Peniculida; Parameciidae
Source: the annotation of a GenBank genome assembly
AUGUUUAUUGAUAAAUAUCUCUUUCUCAAAAAUUUGAUAAGAAAUCUAAUUAGCCAAAAUUGUAACGUCUCUUUCAAUGUAUAUUAUCUAUGUAUAUAUAAUUCUGAAUCGAAACGAAAGCAUAUUGCUUUAUGCCAAAAGUUUAAUCUCGAGGUGAUUUCACCAUUGCUCAAAUGCAAUUAGCAACUAAGAGUAACUCUUCAGCUUUAUUGGGGCAAUGUGUAGUGUAUCAGUGAUAUUCGGUAGAGUUAAUGUUUUUUUAAUUCUUUGGAUACUCCUUAAAUGCUAAAGUAAAAUACAAUAAUUGAAAAAAUAUCUUUUUUUCGAAAUACAUUAACACAUAACUCCCAUAUAAUGUAUAAACCUACUUAGAAAUUGUUGGAUUUACUCAAUGUAACUUUAUUUAACAGAUUUUUGAUUUCUCAGACUAAAGAAGACUCAAAAUUAAUAAGAUACCGAAAAAGGUAGUUAGUGAUGAUAUAAUCUUUCUGUUUAUUAUUAAUUCUGCAAUAAUUGCUACUGUUUGGAUUUCAGUUUUGA